AUGAGGCUUCUUUUUAAGUAUAAAAUUUUCUCUGUAUAAAGUUACUCCUGUUAAGAUAUAAAAAGCAAAUAUAGAGUUGCACAAGACCAUGUAGCGAGGUCUUCAGCAAAAUGUGAAGGACACUACCUGUCUUGCUGGCAAAACAUUUCUGUCUGCUUUUGAAGUGUUUCACCUCUGUUUAUUUCUAGCUGGGGUUAGUUAAUCCGUGGAGAAUCCCAGCAUGGAGCAGAAAUGCUGGAAAGUGAAAAGGAAAGAAGGUCACAAGCGGACAGAUUUCCAAGCUCAUGUGAUUAGGGCAGACUGGGAGCCCCAGGUCUUGGCAGGGGAGCCGGCCCUGGUUUCCUUUCCAUUUCCCCUCUCCUCACCUCCUUCCUCAAAUUCCUCCUUUCAAAUCUGCCAACUUCAAAUUCUUCAGCCAUGCCCACAGCAGCAGCAUCAUGGUGCUGUGCAGAGGGAAAAAAAAGGGACAGCCAUGUCCAAAAAAUCUCCUGGUAGUGCUGGAUCUCUUGAAUGCCCUGCAAUGGGAGAGAAGAAUAGUUUGGAGCAUUUUUCUAGGAACAGGCCUGGCUGGUGUUACUACGUACACAGGCAGUGCUGGAACGAGGUCUGCCUGAAGGAGAGCUGGGCUCUUCCUUGCUCUUUGCUCUGGCAGUGUGGGGCUGCCACGCCUUUGUUUUGGGGACCUUUGCACUGUAAACAGCUCUAUGAGGGAGCUGCUUCUGUAAUGAUUUCCCCUCAUUGGCCGGCUCUGAAUACCCUUGAUCCCUGCCAAAGUACAAAGGGCAUCAGAGCUGGAUACAUGAUCAUUUCCAGUUUCUGUUUCAAUAUUGUGUUCAGAUUCUUCAGGCAGCUCACAGUAGCUCUGUCACAGACCCUUGGAAGAUCAACAGCUGGCAGCUUCUGGCUAUGAAUAUGUGAUCCACGAUAGGCAAUGUUGUAGGGGCAGUAAGUUGGUGCUGUGUCUAGAAUAGAGUACUGAGUGGAGACUUUGCUGGGCAGAACAAGCAGCCAGGUGCCCAUCAGCUCUUCUGCACUUGUGUUGUCUCCUGACUCAUCUGUCUGCUCCUGAAAAUGGACAUCCAGAUCACAACACUGCUACUGUAACAUCUUCAUUUCUGGAGAAUGAAUAUCAAGCUGACAAGAAUGGUGUUAUUUUCUUCAGGGCUGGUUCUCAGCAGUAUAAGUUAGACUUUGCAGGCCUGCCAUCAGAUGCGGUUUUCUCUGGCCAGCAGCCUGGAUGUGAAUACCAGUGCAGACAUGGUCCAAACAAAUGUGCUCUUUAAAACUCAAAGAAUUGUUAUUCGACUGCCUAAACAGUCCGAAGAUGGACAAGAUGGAAGCCAAAACAUGACUCUGUCACAUCCUGCCUAUCCUCCACAGUGGGACCAAACUGCACUACCUGAUAUUGGGUACAAGUUGAUACAGCUCAGCAAUGAUUCCAAAGAAUAUACAAAAAUCAAGAGGCUGUUUGAGAAGACAAUGAAAGAUUACUGCAUCAACCAACUACAGAGGAUUCAGAACCCAACACUUUGGGACAUUUUUCAGUGGCAAAAAGAAAAGAUGAAGAAGAUCCAUCAACUGAAAGGGGUGAACGAGAGGCUCCUGUUCCAUGGCACAAGUCCAUCCCAUGUGUCUGCCAUCUGUGAGCAGAACUUUGACUGGAGACUCUGUGGGACUCAUGGGACAAUGUAUGGAAAAGGAAGCUACUUUGCCAGAGAUGCCAGCUACUCCCAUGAGUACUGCACCUCUCUCGGUGGGCGCUACAGCAUGUUCGUAGCUCAGGUUCUUGUAGGAGACUUUGUGCGGGGGAACCCGGAGUACUGCCGCCCUCCACCCAGAGACAAAAACUCAAACAGACUUUAUGACAGCUGUGUGGAUGACCCGACAGACCCUUCCAUCUUUGUCAUCUUUGAGAAGCAGCAAAUUUACCCUGCCUAUAUCUUGGAGUACAGCCUUGAGACCAGCUGUGCUGUCCUGUAAUGAAUGGUGGAAUGUCUUUUGAAUUCACACUGAAUAAAUUACUCUUCAGUACAUUUUUUUAAAAA
Molecule: messenger RNA, 2045 nt
Organism: Haemorhous mexicanus (house finch)
Lineage: Eukaryota; Metazoa; Chordata; Aves; Passeriformes; Fringillidae
Product: protein mono-ADP-ribosyltransferase PARP12-like
Exons: 10
Coding region: 1210-1980 (256 amino acids)
Molecular function (GO): NAD+ poly-ADP-ribosyltransferase activity
Source: RefSeq, a predicted model, not a curated record